AUGUGUUACUACGGCAGAUACUAUGGAGGCCUGGGCUACGGCUAUGGUGGCCUAGGCUAUGGCUGUGGCUAUGGCUGUGGCUAUGGUGGUGGCUAUGGUGGCUUUAGUUAUGGCUGCUGUCGCCCACUGUGCUAUAGAAGGUACUGGUCCUGUGGCUUCUACUGA
Molecule: messenger RNA, 165 nt
Organism: Arvicola amphibius (Eurasian water vole)
Lineage: Eukaryota; Metazoa; Chordata; Mammalia; Rodentia; Cricetidae
Product: keratin-associated protein 20-2-like
Exons: 1
Coding region: 1-165 (54 amino acids)
Source: RefSeq, a predicted model, not a curated record